Messenger RNA from Sparassis crispa, 1560 nucleotides. RefSeq names its product putative AC transposase. Lineage: Eukaryota; Fungi; Basidiomycota; Agaricomycetes; Polyporales; Sparassidaceae. The record is from RefSeq and is a predicted model, not a curated record. The coding region runs from base 1 to 1560 and encodes 519 amino acids. The transcript has 8 exons.
AUGCCGAAACAUCGUGGAACUCCAUCUGCGCCCGACCGGAGAUUGCGCCCCAAGGAUGUCGAACCACCAAAACGCGAUCAUCGCGCGUGUGUUGAGGACGCAGAUGAUGAUGAUGAUGUUGAACCACCGAAAUGCAACCGACGUGCGCAUAUUGAGGAUGCAGACGAUGACAAUGAUGUUGUUGAGAUCUUCGAGUCUGAUAAUGAGGCCACGGAGAAGGUCCGGGCAAAGAAGAAGGAAUUGGUGACACCUGAGGAAGAGCUGAGCGAGAUGCAGAAAGACUGGACAGCGACAGCCUAUGCUUUCUAUAAGCCUGAAGUCACUAUUGAGACAGAUAAGGUGGGCAUGAAGGUGAAGCGAUGGCUUGAUAAAGGAGAUCGAACGUCGAUGGGGAACAUGCAUAGACAUAUCCGGAAGUGCUGGGGUGAGGAGGCUUUGGCAGCGGCUGAUGAGAUGAACACGGCAGCCGAUGCGCACCCAUCUGUUGAGAAGUUCAGAUGGUCAGAAGAUAUCACCGCGGCAUUCGAGCGCAAAGGGAAAGGGAAGAUAACUUACUCUGCAUGCCAGCACACAUGCACCGAGACCCGGGCGGAGAUUGUGCACUGGGUCUCGGAAAGCCUUCGCCCAUUCACGAUCGUUGAGGAUCGUGCAUACCAGUCUUUGAUGAAAACGGGUCGGCCAGAAUAUUGGAUCCCCUUGCGCUGGACGGUAGCACGAGAUGUGCACAAAGUAUUCGCGUGCUGUCGGGCACGCAUCGCGAAGAUGCUGCAGGAGUACGAUGGCGAGUUGAGCUUCGCCACCGAUGCUUGGACCUCACUGAACCAUAAGGCAAUCGUCAUGUUCACGGUCCACUUGCAGCAUAAGGGUGUGCCACUCCGAAUGGUCCUUGAUGUUGUCAAAGUCGCAGACUCCCAUAGUGGCAUCAACCUUGCCACUGCAUUUGCGAAGAUGGUGGAUGAUUUCAAAAUUGCUAUAAAGAUGCUCGGCAUCACCGCGGACAAUGCGUCGCCAAAUGAUAUCAUAAUCGACGAGCUCACCGAGUUGAUCGAGUCGUUCCAAGGCCAGGCAAACCGUGCGCGAUGUUUCGACCACAUCAUUAAUCUCAUGGCCAAAGGCCUGCUGCACCAGUUCGACGUCCCACAGAAUGAAGCUGAUGCGGCACUCGAUGACGCUGAAAAUGCUCUUCACGAGCUGGCAAAGGAUUUGGAACUCGGAGUGGGAGAAGGAGGUGAGGAGAGGGAGCCACUGGAUGAUAUUGAGGGCCUCCAGGAUGAACGCGAGGGGAUGUCCAUGGAGGAUCGCGCAGUGCUUGAUGCAAGCGUGCAGCCUGUUAAGCUCGUUCUUGUUAUGUUGCGUAAGAUCGCGUCUGCGAUCAUACACUCAUCAACGAAGCUCUUGCCGGCUUGGUUGAAGGUGCUGGCAGACUUGGAGCUGGCAGAGAGAAAGAUGCCUUGGGAUGUUGUCACGCAAUGGAACUCGACCUUCCGGAUGUUGGAAUUUGCACUGAAGUACUGGCUGGCAGUCGAUGAGAUGACAGGAGACAGAGCGAUGGAGCUGUGA